AACACGCUCUAUCAUAGUCGGACCUUCGCCAUUACUCCUUCGUACCUCAGCCCGUUCCUUCCUUUCCUUCCGUCUCGGUUUCCCAUACGACAAAAGCACAAUCUUCCUAGCUAGGAAACAUUAUUCUAAUCUGAUCUCAUAUCAAAGGAAACAAAAGGGAACGAAGAAGAGAAGAGAAUUAUCAGUUGCUUUCUUCACCGCUGUGCCUUUUUUGGCAUCUUGGCUCAACAAAAGUUCAGCUCGGAAGCGUCAGUCAAGCUCCUCCUAAUUCCUGCAAUUCCGUGGAGAGACUGUUCUCUUUCUCGGGGUUGUUGGGGUUCUAGUGUUCUUUUCUUUGAUGGGUAGCUGCGAAUUUGCUGCUGCUUGAGCUAUGUCCAGAUCGAAGAAGUUCAUGCAUAAUCUACUCAAGCCUUUCAAGUUCAGCUCCGGGAAAGAGGGACAGAACGAGGAGGACUGGGAGAAGAUCGCCGCCCGGGAGCAGAAGCAUUUCUCGUACGAAGCAUUGGCUGCUGCGACCAGAGAUUUUCACCCUUCUCACAAGCUCGGUCAAGGUGGCUUCGGGCCAGUCUACAGGGGAAAGUUGAAUGAUGGAAGGGAUAUUGCUGUGAAGAAGCUAUCUCAUACUUCAAAUCAGGGGAAGAAGGAGUUUGUGAAUGAGGCCAGGUUAUUAGCACGUGUACAGCACAGGAAUGUUGUGAAUUUAUUAGGAUAUUGUGCGCAUGGAGAAGAAAAGUUACUUGUUUAUGAGUACAUCACCAAUGAGAGCCUUGAUAAAUUUCUCUUCAAGUCUAAUAAGAAGCAGGAACUUGACUGGAAAAGGAGGUACGAAAUAAUCAAUGGCAUUGCCCGGGGAAUACUAUACUUGCACGAGGACUCACACAACUGUAUCAUCCACCGUGACAUCAAGGCCAGCAACAUACUUCUUGAUGACAAGUGGAUCCCCAAAAUUGCUGAUUUCGGGAUGGCCCGCCUCUUCCCUGAAAAUGAGACUCACGUCAAUACUCGUGUAGCUGGCACCAAUGGGUAUAUGGCACCAGAAUACGUGAUGCAUGGGUAUUUGUCAAAGGCAGCGGAUGUGUUCAGCUUCGGGGUUGUGGUAUUGGAGUUGAUCAGUGGGCAUAGGAACAACUCACUCGACUUGGACGUUGAUGCACAGAAUCUGCUCGAUUGGGCAUACAAGCAAUACAAGAAAGGGAGGAGUCUUGAGAUUGUGGACCCAUCAUUAGCUGCAUCAGCGGACGCUGAUCAGAUAGCAAAGUGCAUUCAAAUUGGUCUCCUCUGUACACAGGGCGACCCCAAGCUCAGGCCAGACAUGGGACGGGUAGUGGUGAUGCUCUCGAAGAAGCCUGGGACCUUCGAUGACCAACAGAUCAGCAGGCCCGGUGUGCCAGGGUCCCGCUACAAGAGGUCAUCACGCCCCCCAGGAUCCUCCACCUGGAGCAGCGGGUCACCGUCUCAGACUCGCUCAACCUCGCAUACCUUCGGUUCGAGCUCGGGCAUGAGUUCGACCACCACCGCAACAACGAGCACCGCCCCAACUCCUACUGUUGCUGUUCCACCAUAUGAUCCUCGGGGAAAGCGUCCGAUGAGUAGUGGGUAAGGGGGGCCCAUUCCAAUUAUAUCAAAGGUAGUUGUUUUUUCUUUCAAAAUAAGCCGAUCAUAUUCUUUUGUGAAUUGUAGGUUAUAGAUUAAUGUGCAUUUUAGUGGGACAAGGAAUCGAUGGAAGUGUGAUAUUCUUAGGGUAGCAUAGUACGAGAAUUAGAUUAUAUAUCUGCGAAGGGAAAGCUGGAAAGGAAUGUUCAUAGUGAAAGAGAUGUAUUGCCAUUGUUAUGUUUUUAUGAAGAAGUCGGUUUAUCGGAAUUA
Molecule: messenger RNA, 1863 nt
Organism: Punica granatum (pomegranate)
Lineage: Eukaryota; Viridiplantae; Streptophyta; Magnoliopsida; Myrtales; Lythraceae
Source: RefSeq, a predicted model, not a curated record